GCGAGAUGCAGUCCUUCAGAGAGCGCAGCACUGGUUACCACAGCAACCAGCCCUGCUACCAGCAGGAGCCCCAUGAAUUAUCCCGCCUCGACACGUACCGUCAGCACCCGCAGCACCCACACACUGGCCCAGGACCACACCCAGGGCACAGCAGACCUGGAUAUGACACCCAUCCACUGACUAGUCCCUCCAGCAUGACCCCAGCUGGAGGUGGGACCAAGGACUGUUACAGCCAGCAAGCUUUUGCCAGUUUCCCUGGAAACAGUGGAGGCAAUGGCAAUGGAAACGGGGUCUCUGCAAAAAAAAAUUACAGAGGAGGAAGUAAGGCACCCACUCCGACCUCUGGAAAUCAUCUGCAGGGUCCGGCAGGCUACAGCCACAUGGGCCCUGGGAGCUACUCAGCCCAGUACCUGAGUGAAGGGCACAUACAGCAGAAGUGGGACGAUCCUUCACAGUUAUCACAGUACGAACAGGACAUAGUGGCCCGCAUGGAGGCGAGCACCCCCACCCCUGGCGCCUCACAAUACAUGGACCAGAACAUGUUAGGCCAAACUCAGUGCCAUCAACCUACGACCCCAGCCUACACCAGCCCACACCACCAGCCCCAUGUCCCCAACCCUCCUCCCUCACCCCUCAUGUACCCUCAGAGUCACCUGCACUACCCCCAGCAGUCCCCAUCACCAUACAUGGACAAGUGCAGCCCUAUGCCUCAUUGCUACAAAGGGUACAACAUGCCCCCUAACACACCGUACAGCAGACAAAUGGGGAGCCACAGUAGCUUGAAGCAAGGCCAAUACAGGCAGAGUCAGAGCAGUUAUGGCUACCAACAGCCUACCCCCAGAGGCUACGAGCCACACGCUCCUUUACAGAACCUGAGCAACCCACAGGAGCCACAUCCCAAAUAUCAACACUACAAUCAAACACAGCAGAAUUAUUGUCUUACAGAUAUACCGGUCCGCUCCCCAGAGCAGUACUAUCAAACCUGCAGCCCCGCAUCCAGCCAUUCCCCUGCACGCUCUGUUGGCCGUUCACCCUCAUAUAGCUCCACCCCCUCACCACUUAUGACCAAUCCUGAGUCCUUCCAGUACGGCCAGCCAUCUAUGACGCCCUCGUCCUCUUCAUCUUCUACCUCUGCCAUGCAAGAGCAGGGGAGCUCCAGUGCCAUGCUAAUGCCCCCGCGCUCCCACCCCUCCCCAAGUGUGGCCCACGCAGCUCCCCACAGCUACACUAGCACACCCCAGCUUCCCACCAUGAAAGAGCGCUUUUCUGAAAAGCUGCUGUCCAAUCCAAGCUUGUGGAGUCUAAAUGCCCUCACCUCUCAAGUGGAGAACAUUUCCAAUAAUGUCCAGCAGUUGUUGCUUUCUGAAGCACUAGUGGGAAACAAGAAAAGUGGAAAACGAAACAGUGGAGGAAGUAACAGCAGCGUUGGCAGUGGUACACCCUCUAAGAAAAGUGAAGAGUAUAAGAGUCCUCUGUAUGCAGAUGGAAGUGGAGUGGGAGGUUCUAUGCAGGACCCCUACUCUGCAACACAGCACCACACACUUCCAAUGGAGCUGCAUGAAGCGGGCUAUUCCAGCAGCAGUGACGAGCAGAUAGAAAGAGGCUACUACUACUGCAGCCAAGGCCGGAGUCCAGCACAGGCCCAAAACAACACUAGCCUGUGCCUGGAUACAACCUCUUCAUGCUCAAUAACUUCUCCUGAUGACAUGUCCAUUAGGUCUGGGGACUCAGGCGUACAUAACCUGACUCCUGACCCAGCUAUCUGUACGCCAGCUCAAGGUGGUGAUGGCAUGAGUACUCCAGCUAAAAGCAUAAGCGACGAGAGAUCACCCACAAGUAUUACAGUAUCAAGUCCGCUCAAACAAGACAGAGAUUCUCCUCCGGAUAUUGAAACCAUUGAUGAGCCCCUAAAAGAAAACUUUGAAGAAAACACUUGGCCAGACAAAUGCACAGACAAAAGUGAGAUUACAGAAAAAAUGACAGAUGUCGAUGAAGACAUGGUCCAAUCUGCUGAGAGACUAGAACACUGGACAGAGGAAGGAAAUGAUUCACAACUCUAUAGUAAGGAAGAAGAGAGAGAAAAAAGCUACUGCUACGACAGCCCUGAAUACCAGGAGGACCAGAGGAAAUAUGAAAUUACAAGAGAGGACUCACUGGAGCGGUUACCUUCUGAACUCUCCUUCUCCAAUGACAAAGAGCAAGAGGUGAAAUCAGAAACAUUCAAAUCUGACUCACGCACUCCAUCUGAAAGCUCUGUAAAAACAUCACCUUAUGUAUCAAGAGGGGACCUUGAACAGGAUCAGUAUUCGACAGAGAAAGAGGACAGCUCUGAAAACACCUCUCCACCCCCCAGAAUGGAGGAGGAAGACAUUACACAGAAGGAGGACAGCAGAGAAGCAGAGGCAGAACAACCAGAGGAGGGAGGUGAAGAGGAGGGGGGCAUUCAGAAAGAAGAGCCACAGACACUAUCCCCUCCACUGUCUGCUGAGGUUAGCAAGGAUGUGGAAGAGGAGGAGGGGAUGGGGAGCCCAGAGCAUCCAGAAGAGUUUGCUCCGGUCCAUUUGAACACAGCUGCCGAUGUUUCCUCUAGAGAAACAGCUAUUGGUGACACAGCUCCUCAGCCUGAGUCGGCUAUGCCAGUCUUUUCAUCGCUCAAUGACAAAGCUGCCCCUGCCCCAGCUCAUGCCCGAGAUCACAUGGAUCAUAGCGACGCUAAAGUGCUGGAGCCAGACUCCCCGCAGCUGCCAGGGAAGUCCAUACUCCCCUCAGCCCCUUCAUGGGCAGACACCCCACCCUCACCUAAGAAAGGGGACGAGGACAUAGAGCCGGGCAUCAGCUGUGCCAGUGCUGUGACCCCCUUGACCAAACCAGAGCCUCUUGCUCCUACGUCUCAGCCCAGGACCUAUGGACGAAAGCAUGCACGAGGCAGGAGAAGAAUGCAUUCAGGGUCAGGUCUGAGGCGACAGCUCAGUUUGGACACAGAAGGAGAGAAAAGAGGAGAGUCAGUGCCGUCUUCUCAAAAGCCCUGCAUCCCCACGAGUAAAACAGGACUGAUUUCAGAUCAAACAGAACUCAUUCAUCAUACAGAGUCUAAUGUCAGUCCUGCAGUUAAAAUAAUAGCUGAUGUAUUUUCCUCAAGAAUGUGCACGCGCUCAUUCAAUGCUCCAGAGUUGUCCCCCAAAGAUAAACCUCCUCUGAAAAGAAAACCAGGCCCCAAACCAGGCCCAAAGCCAAAACCAGGACCAAAACCUGGUCCAAAACCACGAGUCCAACCAGCCACUAAGCCUGCCCCAAAAUCUACCCCAAAAUCGGCACCAGUUGAACCAGAGAUACCACCGAAAAGUGAGAUCACAGUUAAACAAAAACCAGGACCCAAGCCACGUGCGAAGCCUGGUCCCAAACCAGGGUCUAAACAUGCCCCUAACCCAGAGCCUACGCCUGAAGAGGCUCUCCCUUCCUCAGACGCCCCUCCUGCAAAGGCCACCAACAGCCCCCCUGCUAAGACCACAGUGGGUCGGCCUAAAGGCUCAGGGUCAAAAGCCAAGAACACACAGGAAGUGGUUCAGCCUUCAGAGGGGAUGCAGAGCAGGAGAAAGAGGGCACUUCUGGAGGCAGCAUCAGCAGAAAAUCCACCUGUGAAACCAGUGCAUGUUGAAGAGAAAACAGAAGUAAAAGCGCCACAAAGAGCAACAAAAAAUAUGGUCUUGAGAUCCAGAAAGCCCUCCCAGGAAAAAGCAACAAAAGAAAAAAUAAACGAGGAAACUGUUGAAGUCAAGACCACAGAACCGAGAGUGAGUGAUGUGAAAGUGGAAGUGACUUUAACAGAAGAACCAAAAUUGACUUCUCUCCCUGAUAUCAAAACCACAGAUGCGCCAACUGAAUUAUCUGAACCACCAAAACCCAUGGAUCCACCUCCAGACAUCAAUGCUGAUAAUACCACAUCACUAAAGAGAAAAUCCAACAGCCCGCCUUCCUCUGUGUCCCCUGUUAAGAAAAAACGGGGUCCUAAGCCCAAACGACGUGGACCACCACAACCUGCACAGGCGGAGGAGGACGUUUCUACAGCAGAAGAAGUAACCACCAGGCCAUCAAAAAGAAGACAAGCCUCACAAAAUAAAUGUUCUCCAAGUAUCUCUCCAACUAACGAAACCGAUAACAGUGAUGUGCCUGCACACUGCCCUACCAAAACAAAAGUACUGCCCCCUCGAAAAGGCAGGGGGCAAAAAUAUGAGGCCUUGGUUCAAAAAAUGACAUCUCCUGGUUCAAAGAAACAGCAACCCCUUCAGCCAGACAGUUUAACAGAUGAGAUGGCAUCUAAGGCACUCUCUCAGAAUUCAAUUAAGGGCAGUGAAGUGACCCUAAAUGCUGCAGACAUUAUGGAAGAAGUGAAAAACACAGAUAUCAAAGAAGAUGAACUUAAAGAGCAAGAAAUGCCAGUCAAAGUAGAGGAGGACAGUAAAACUCAGACAGAUCAGGGGGUAACUGAGGAGAAAAAUAGUGAGAGUGAUAGAAGUGACAUUGCACAGACAGAAGAGUCAAGCACACAACAGAAUUCAGCUACUGUAGAAGUUAGGGCAGAGGGGACACAAGAAACAGCAUGUGUCCCUAGUAAAUCUGUCAAAGCAAAGAAGAAAAGGUGGGCUAUAGUGGAGAGCACAGAAGCAGCUUUGGAAACAGAAAGCCUUAUAGUCACAACGCCAAGACUAGCAAAGCAGAGGGCUAUUAAAAACAACCAUGAGAUGCACCUGAAACAAAGGAGGAAGAAAAGAAAGGAAGUGGCCGAGGCAGUAAGUGAGGCUAAUGCUGAGGACAAGGUUGAAACAGAGAAGGCAGAAAAGAUUGAAGAGCAGGCCACAGACUCUACAGUACAUGUGCCUAUAAGCACAGAGACUGAACCUGUGCAGGUGAGCAGUUCAGAGCCCACAGAGAAACCCAAGAGAGGCAGAAAACCAUCAGUGAGUCCAGGCAGCAGAAAGAGAGGGAAAACAUCAACAGAGCACACGCCAGAGAAGCCAGCAAAGCUCCACAGAAAACCAGGGCCAAAGCCAGGGAUGAAAGACGCCAUGGAGGUUAUUGAGGCUGUGGUCAGGGCAGCAGGCUGUGAGCAGGCAGAGAAAGAGGAGAGAGAGAAAGAGGAGAAGGAGCAGAGGGAAAGAGACAGUAAGGAAAAAGAGGAGGAUCCAUGUAUUGUGGGUCCUGUAGUGACAGUAUCAGAGAAACAGAGUGAAACCAUUUGUGUGAAAAAAUUCAGACGCAGACCAGUCUCACAAAACUCCAAACUGUCUUUCUGUCCAUAUGUGCGACUUAGCAACUCCCGAGACUUUUCAUCUUGGUGUGCUAUUGUGAACAAGCCCGAGGAUGCUGUUGUAUUUCAGAGAAGAAGAAAAAAGGGCAUACUUAGAAUGAAGAAUCCUUUUACGGUGGCCAAGGGGGUGCCGCACACUGCAGCCAUGUUACAGGGACCUUUAGUAAAUAAAGCACUGAUGGACAGAUGUCUAAACUGUAGCCUUUGUGGAAAACCAGCGAACUAUAGAGACCUAGGGGACUUAUGUGGCCCUUUUUAUGCUGAAGAUGAUGUUCCACGAAAAAUGUUGACAUCAAGUCCCACCGAUUUAAUCAGGAAAAUCUCAGAUGAGGCCAGUUGUAGUCAAAGUAGCAUAAAUACAGAACCGGUGAGCAGCUCAAAAGAUGAAGAAGAGAGUGACACAAAAGCAGAGAGCACUAUGGACUCCUCAGCUCAAGAGAGCAGUAGACAGCAGCGGCACCGUCGCUAUCGGCGACCAGAGGGUUCUGACUGCAUCCCCCGGAGAGGAGGUCUGCGGAGAGUCACGCUAAGAGAGAGGUUCAGGAGAAUCCAGCAACUCAAGGCCAAAGGGACCAGUGAGACGGAGGAGAGAGAGAGCUUGCUCCAGAGACUUCAGCAGGAGGCAGAGACCAAGGAACAUUGGGCCCAUGAAAACUGUGCCAUCUGGACCCGGGGCGUCGUUAUGGUAGCAGGGAGACUGUACGGACUCAAAGAAGCAGCCAAGACCUCCGAUCAAACGAGUUGCUACAAGUGCCAGAAUGUGGGUGCGUCCCUCAGCUGCUGCUGGAGAGGCUGUUCUAACAAAUACCACUAUGUCUGUGCCAAAGAGAUAGGCUGCACAUUCCACGAGGAUGACUUCUCCAUCAAAUGUCCGAAACAUGAGGACCUGUAAUACCGUCAUCAGAAAAAACACUUCUCAACCCAACUAGUACUACACGGACAGCGUUGUCCAAACAGCCUCCCGGGUCUACCACAGUGCUAACUUAAAGGUGGAGGCGCUGGUCACCACAGCCAGGGCGGACAACACGAGGCUACGCUUGGAGCACUGAGCCCUGCAGGGUGGCUCCUCUGAGAAGAGCUGCCCCCAGCCUCAGUGUGUUCCUCCAGUGAGCGCCUUCUGCGGCAGGCGGCAGAUGUGACUGUCGAGUGGGAGAGCCUCAGGCCCGGUGCACAGGGGCUGUUUGAAAUGCACAGUGAGCAGUGUGUGUGUGUCCUGCCUUGGGAUGGCUCACUAUCGGACUCAGACACCUGGCGGACACUGAUUGGACGGGAGCAGCCUCUGGCCACCUUCACAGUGCCCAAACGUGUGCUUGUGUCGUGAGUCCUCAUUCUUCAGCCUCAGCACUCAUCCUGUGUUUGUUCAUUUGUGUCUGUGGGAGUGAGGACCUGCAUCUCCACUUUAACAUCCCAUGCAUCGGCAGUCAAGCACUGGGUCUACUAUUUUACCUUGUACAACAGAAAAACAUAAGUAUUUGCAUAUAAAACACAUGAGAUCAGUAUUUUACUAUGAUGCUCUAAUCCUGGAGAUGUAUUUGUGUGCAUCAUGGCCUUUGGUGUGUGUCAUGCUUUGUGUUUUUAAGAAUCUAUAAAAAUAUAAAAAUAAAUGUGUUACUCUCAUCUACUGUGUUCACAUUUCACCAGUUGACAGCUGCAGACCUGAGGUUUGCUCUGAGGCCUGUCCUCUCAUCAUGCUACAGUAUGUAAAGUACAAAAGUAAAAGUAUUACUAUGAAAAAUACAGUAUAAGUUAUUUUCACACAUGUGAAAAUUGAUGUACGAACAUUAAGAUUCAUUCAGAUUCAUAAAGCACCUGUCUGUAUUUCAAAUGUAGGCUUGUUACUCUGCCAUGCUAAGUAUGGUCACUACUACUGUUCAUAUCAAAAUGAGAGUAUAAAAGCGUAAAAGAAACUUUCUCUUAUAAGAGGCUCAUUUAAUGGUGUA
Boleophthalmus pectinirostris (great blue-spotted mudskipper) is the source of this 7245-nucleotide messenger RNA. RefSeq names its product retinoic acid-induced protein 1. Gene Ontology annotation, biological process: circadian regulation of gene expression; regulation of transcription by RNA polymerase II. The record is from RefSeq and is a predicted model, not a curated record. Lineage: Eukaryota; Metazoa; Chordata; Actinopteri; Gobiiformes; Gobiidae. The transcript is spliced from 4 exons. Gene Ontology annotation, cellular component: nucleus. Bases 6 to 6197 code for a protein of 2063 amino acids.